AUGGCUUCUCACGAAACCUAUGUCGAAUAUGUCGAAAUAACAGAAGAACAAAUGGCAGAAGAACUACGACAAUAUCAACAAAAUAUGCCCAAUGUAUCAUACCAACCAGCAGUUUAUUAUGAAGAAAUCGAAGUUCAACAAAACUCCUCGUCAUUUCUAUUUCAAUGUUCAAUUUGUCCAAAAGCCUACACAACAAUGAAAAGACUUCGUCAUCACGAACAAUUUCAUGAAAAUCGAGAAGCUUUCAAGUGCGAAUUCUGCUGUUAUUGCUAUCAAAGUCCUGAUACUCUUCAACGUCACAUCAAACGAUCUGAAGAUUGUAAAAAAUACUACGAUUCCAUCAAAAAAUAA
Caenorhabditis angaria is the source of this 351-nucleotide messenger RNA. NCBI's taxonomy places the organism in Eukaryota, Metazoa, Nematoda, Chromadorea, Rhabditida, Rhabditidae. The record is from the annotation of a GenBank genome assembly.